Camellia sinensis is the source of this 2481-nucleotide messenger RNA. Its product is annotated as putative inactive receptor kinase At1g48480. NCBI's taxonomy places the organism in Eukaryota, Viridiplantae, Streptophyta, Magnoliopsida, Ericales, Theaceae. The record is from RefSeq and is a predicted model, not a curated record. Gene Ontology annotation, molecular function: ATP binding; protein kinase activity; protein binding. Gene Ontology annotation, biological process: protein phosphorylation.
CCAUCCAUCCAAUCACCGACCUCUCCCUCCUCCUUCCCCCUCCACUUUCUCUCUCUGAGAAAAUCAGAAACAAUCAACCAGUAGAGACAAUAAUCAUAACAAGACCUUCAUGAAACUCUCACUUCACACUUCACAGCCUCAAAAAAACCAAGCAAACCUUCCUUGAAAAAUGAACCCUUAUAUCCUCUGUCUCCUCCUCCUCCUCCUCCUCCUCUUCCCCACCGCUAAACCCGACCUGGCCUCCGACAGAGCAGCCCUCCUGGCCCUCCGCUCCGCCGUCGGAGGCAGAUCCCUCCUCUGGAACCUCUCCGAAGCCACCCCAUGUUUCUGGCCCGGCGUCUCCUGCGACAACUCCUCCUCCGUCACCCAGCUCCGCCUCCCCGCCAUGGGCCUCUCCGGCCAACUCCCUCCCAACUCCAUCUCCAAUCUGACCCACCUCCACACCCUCAGCCUCCGCUUCAACUCCCUCUCCGGCCCACUCCCCUCCGACUUCUCCUCCCUCUCCUCCCUCCGCAACCUCUACCUCCAAGACAACCUCUUCUCCGGCCCAAUCCCCGACUUUCUCUUCUCUCUCCCCUACCUCGUCCGCCUCAACCUCGCUUCCAACCACUUCUCCGGUCCCAUCUCACUCUCUUUCAACAAUCUCACUCGUCUCGCCACUCUUUUUCUCCAAAACAAUAACCUCUCUGGUUCCAUCCCAGACCUCAAUAUGACCACUCUCGCUCAGUUCAAUGUCUCCAACAAUCAUUUGACCGGUCCGAUCCCUUCCAUUCUCGCUCGACAGCCCGCCAGCGCAUUUUCCGGCAAUUCUCUUUGCGGCGAACCGCUCACUUCUUGCAAUGGCACUUCAAUUCCGACCAAAAAGAAACUCUCAGGUGGUGCUAUUGCCGGAAUUAUAAUCGGAUCUGUAAUUGGCUUAUUGGUCCUUGUGGCAAUUUUGAUCUUUUUGUGCUUGAAAAAGAGUAGCGAGAAAGCGGAUUCGAAGGAGGUUGCUGCGGUGAAGCAGACUGAAGUUGAAAUUCCGGGCAGAGGAGAUGAUUCGGGUACUGGGUAUCCGGCAAUGGCGGCCAGGAAAGGGGAUGUGAAUGUGAAUGUGAGUGGGAGUGGGAGUAAGAGCUUAGUGUUUUUUGGCAAGUCUGAGAGGGGUUUUGAUUUGGAAGAUUUGUUGAAGGCUUCGGCGGAGGUUUUGGGGAAAGGAACGUUUGGGACGGCGUAUAAGGCGGUUUUGGAGACGGGGACGGUGGUGGCAGUGAAGAGGUUGAGGGAUGUGACCGUGCCGGAGAAGGAAUUUAGGGAGAAGAUAGAGGCUGUUGGAGUCCUGAAUCAUGAGAAUUUGGUACCCUUGAUGGCUUAUUACUAUAGCAGGGAUGAGAAGCUUCUUGUCUAUGAUUACAUGCCAAUGGGAAGCUUUUCUGCACUCUUGCACGGAAACAGAGGAGCUGGCAGGACACCAUUAAACUGGGAAACAAGAUCUGCAAUUGCCCUAGGAGCUGCACGCGGGAUUGCGUUCCUCCAUUCACAGGGCCCAACAGUUGCCCAUGGAAACAUCAAGUCAUCAAAUGUCCUCCUCACUAAGUCCUACGAAGCCCGUGUCUCCGAUUUCGGCCUUUCUCAAGUUGUUGGACCAUCCUCUACUCCCAACCGCAUUGCAGGCUACCGGGCACCAGAGGUCACAGAUACUAGGAAAGUCUCCCAGAAAGCAGACGUCUACAGUUUCGGUGUACUGCUAUUGGAAAUGCUAACAGGUAAGGCUCCCAUGCAUGCUCACUUGAAUGAGGAGGGUGUGGACCUGCCAAGAUGGGUCCAGUCUGUGGUUCGAGAGGAAUGGACUGCGGAGGUGUUUGACCUGGAGCUCCUUCGGUAUCAAAAUGUUGAGGAAGAAAUGGUUCAGCUAUUGCAGCUUGCCAUCGACUGUGUUGCUCAGUACCCUGACAAGCGCCCUUCAAUGGCUGAGGUGAGUAGCCGAAUUGAGGAGCUUUGUCGUUCUAGCUUACAGCAACAGCACGACCCACUGGGCGACAUAAUCAGUGAUGAUGCAGAGGAGCAGCAGGCUUACUCUGUUGAUUCGGGUGCACCGCAAUCUUCAGUUGCAGAUUGAAGAAAACUCUCAUCAAUUAGGUGACGUGAUUUUUUUUGGGUUCUUUUUAAAAUUCUUUGGGCUCAUUUUGUCAUUGAGAAUCAACUGUGCAUCUUGUUUUCUUUUCUGAUUUUUACCUUAUACCAGCAUUUUGUUUUUUCCUUUUCUUUUCUCUCCCCUGGGCUGCCACAUCUAUGUAAUAUGUGUUGGUUAGGGGAUUUUCAUACUGUUCUUUUUUUGUUUGGGUGGUAUCUGUCAGGUGUGAAUAAUUGUGAAUUUGUUGUUUGUUUGGGAGUCUGGCUGGCCCUGUAAUUAGAUAUUUUUUGUCCGUACUUUUGGUUUCUAAGUCUGAUAAAACAUUAUUGAUUGGUUGAAACAGAGUGGAUUUUGGAUUGUUGCUUUCA